AUGUCGCUUCCAAUCGCUGGUCCACCUCCCGCGCAUAUUUCUGACGACGGUCGCAGCCUCGGGGACUUCGUCAGUUUCUCGGACAUUCAGUCCCACCUGCAGGCCCCAGGAUCUGCUCUGGACGUGGAAGAAUUACCCAGAGGAUCGGUGGAUCUUUCUGCAAUCCCUCCUACGAGCGAGCGGAUCAGGAGACGAUCUGAGCUUCCUCGGACCCGACCUUCAGAUUCUCCGACGGCUUUCAAGCCAGAGUUCAUCGAAUUACCUGUUCUUUCCAAGACCACGGAGGAGCCCCUAUAUGGGCAAUCGAGUGGAGUCCGUGCACCAGGCAUCUCUUCGAAGUCGGAGAUAUCCAUCGGUGACGUUGAGACGGCCGCGGGCAGCGUGCCCGCUUCUGCUGGUGCUUCGUGGCAUAUUUCAGACGAGGUCAACUUGGCUGCGUCUACCGUUUCUGCGGGGCAGAAAGCGAUUUAUCGGCGCAACAGCCGGAUCCAAUUCGCUGCUUUGUGUUAUGCUUUUUUCCUUGAGGGCUGGAAUGACGGUACCACUGGGCCUCUUCUGCCUACAAUUCAGCGUCAUUACGGCAUUGGCUUUGCCAUUGUAUCAUUACUGUUCGUUUUUAAUACAGUCGGCUUCCUGAGCGGCGCUAUGGUCAACGUCUACCUCAACGACCGAUUCGGCUUAGGAAAGGUGUUGGUGAUAGGCGCCUUCUCCCAGCUGGUCGGGUACGCGCUGAUGGCCCCGGGGAGCCGGUUCCCCGUUAUGUGUCUGGCGUUCUGCUUCUCCGGGUUUGGUAUCUCGCUGCAGAAUGCGCAAGCCAAUGGAUUCGUCGGGAGCCUGAAGGAACAUGCGAGGAUCAAAUUCGGGUUACUGCACGGGUCGUACGGCCUGGGCGCGUUCGUCGCGCCCUUGGUGGCGACGCAUUUUGCGACGUCUAGGCAUUGGUCGUAUCACUAUGUGAUCUCCGCCGGCAUCGGUAUCACGAAUACGCUCGUCCUCCUUGCAGUGUUCCGCUUGAAGAAGCAAGAUGAUAUCUUGGCUGAAGCGGGGCAAGCCGCUGGCGAAACCCAUCCCGAGAGGGACAACAAGUACCGUCAGAUACUGGGCAUCAAGGAGGUGCAUUUCCUAUCUAUAUUCUCUUUGAUCUAUGUCGGCGUUGAGGUGUCGCUCGGAGGAUGGAUCGUCACGUUCAUUGAACAAAAGCGCGGGGGCAAUGCGACCGCCGGCUACAUCUCGUCCGGCUUCUUCGGAGGCCUCAUGCUUGGCCGAAUCUUUCUGAUGUGGCUCAACCGCAAGGUCGGCGAACGCCGCAUCAUGUUCUUCUACGGCAUCAUAGCCAUCAUUCUGGAAGUGACGGUCUGGGUCGUGCCGUCGCUCAUCGAGAACGCGGUGGCGGUCUCCUUCAUCGGGCUGCUGCUCGGGCCCAUGUACCCGAUCCUGAUGAACCACUCCACCGCGAUCCUGCCCAAGUGGCUGCUCACGGGGUGCAUGGGCUACAUCGCGGGCUUCGGCCAGGCGGGCUCCGCCGUCCUGCCAUUCGUGACGGGCCUCCUCGCGUCCAAGUUCGGGAUCGGGUCGCUGCAGCCGCUGAUCGUGUCGAUGAUGUCGACUAUGAUCGUCAUCUGGGCGAUCGUGCCGAGGGUGCGCCGGUUCGAUUGA
This is a messenger RNA of Sparassis crispa, 1656 nucleotides long. Its product is annotated as MFS general substrate transporter. Bases 1 to 1656 code for a protein of 551 amino acids. NCBI's taxonomy places the organism in Eukaryota, Fungi, Basidiomycota, Agaricomycetes, Polyporales, Sparassidaceae. Gene Ontology annotation, biological process: transmembrane transport. Gene Ontology annotation, cellular component: membrane. The transcript has 12 exons. Gene Ontology annotation, molecular function: transmembrane transporter activity. The record is from RefSeq and is a predicted model, not a curated record.